This is a messenger RNA of Cicer arietinum (chickpea), 2913 nucleotides long. Its product is annotated as beta-galactosidase 13-like. Gene Ontology annotation, molecular function: hydrolase activity, hydrolyzing O-glycosyl compounds; carbohydrate binding. Lineage: Eukaryota; Viridiplantae; Streptophyta; Magnoliopsida; Fabales; Fabaceae. The record is from RefSeq and is a predicted model, not a curated record. Gene Ontology annotation, biological process: carbohydrate metabolic process.
UGAACUAGCUUCUGGGCACCCUCCUUUUUACAGAGAAGGAGGAACCAGGUGCGGGCUCACUCCACCUUAAUUAAUAUUCAUUUCAUUCCUGUGUGGUCGUGUUUGCGUUCAACAACGCAAACAUGGCUCGCAGCAUCCCCUUUCUUUCUAUCUUAUUAUUGGUAGUUCUGUUACCAGCCAUCGUCGCUGCACGUGGCGGUCAUCAUGGUGGAAAGCAUAAUAAGCAUGCUCGUAUUGCUGGUAUUCACAAUGUUACUUAUGAUGGCAAAUCUCUCUUUGUUAAUGGAAGACGUGAGCUCCUCUUCUCUGGUUCCAUCCAUUACACACGUAGUACUCCUGAUAUGUGGCCAGACAUUCUUGAUAAAGCCAGACACGGAGGUUUGAAUGUCAUUCAAACCUACGUGUUUUGGAACGCUCAUGAGCCCGAGCAAGGCAAGUUCAACUUUGAAGGCCAAUAUGAUCUGGUGAAGUUCAUUAGGCUUGUUCAAGCGAAAGGAAUGUAUGUAACCCUCAGGGUUGGACCUUUCAUUCAAGCUGAAUGGAACCACGGAGGACUUCCAUAUUGGCUUAGAGAGGUUCCAGGGAUCAUAUUCCGUUCUGAUAAUGAGCCUUAUAAGUACCACAUGCAAAAAUUUGUGUCAAAAAUUAUUCAAAUGAUGAAAGAUGAGAAGCUGUUUGCUCCUCAAGGAGGACCAAUCAUUUUGGCACAGAUUGAAAAUGAGUACAACCAUAUCCAACUUGCUUAUGAAGAGAAGGGAGAUAGUUAUGUUCAGUGGGCUGCAAAUAUGGCUGUGGCUUUCGAUGUCGGUGUUCCGUGGAUUAUGUGCAAGCAGAGAGACGCUCCUGAUCCCGUGAUCAACGCAUGCAAUGGAAGACACUGUGGUGAUACCUUCUCAGGUCCAAACAAACCUUACAAGCCUGCUAUAUGGACUGAAAACUGGACUGCUCAAUACAGAGUUUUUGGUGAUCCAAUUUCUAAGAGAUCUGCUGAAGAUAUUGCCUUCUCAGUUGCCAGAUUCUUCUCCAAGAAUGGAAAUUUGGUCAACUACUAUAUGUACCAUGGUGGAACAAACUUUGGAAGAACAAGCUCUGCGUUUACAACAACCCGUUAUUACGACGAAGCGCCUCUUGAUGAAUAUGGUCUUGAGAGAGAACCUAAAUGGAGUCAUCUCAGGGAUGCUCACAAGGCUAUGCUCCUUUGCAGGAAGGCUAUUCUCGGUGGUGUUCCCUCUGUCCAAAAGCUCAAUGCCUAUCACGAGGUUAGAACAUUUGAGAAGCCUGAAUCAAAUAUUUGUGCAGCUUUUAUCACUAACAACCACUCUACUGAAGCAGCAACCAUAAGUUUCAGAGGUUCUAACUACUUUUUGCCAGCACAUUCCAUCAGUGUCCUCCCUGAUUGCAAGACUGUUGUCUACAACACACAAAGUAUUGUUUCACAACACAAUGCAAGGAACUUCGUGAAGUCUGCUGUCGCGAACAACCACAAAUGGGAGGUGUAUUCUGAGGCCAUUCCAAAUACCAUGACACUCCAACCAAACCAGAAAGUACCAGCUGAGCUUUACCUCUUGCUUAAAGACAGAUCAGAUUAUGCUUGGUACACCACAAGCUUUGAGUUGAGUCCACAAGACUUGCCAACGAAGAACGGAGUUGCCCCGGUUCUUCGUAUUAUGAGUCUUGGACACUCACUUGCUGCCUUUGUAAACGGACAAUACAUUGGAACUGGUCACGGUACACAUGAAGAAAAAUCCUUUGAAUUUGAACAACCAGCAAACUUCAAGGUUGGAACCAACUACGUGACCAUUUUGGCUAGCACUGUUGGACUACCAGACAGUGGAGCUUACAUGGAGCAUAGGUAUGCAGGACCCAAAUCCAUAUCCAUCCUUGGUCUCAACACUGGAACAAUUGAUCUCACUAAGAACGGUUGGGGUCAUCAGGUUGGUCUCAAGGGUGAGGGGCUUGAAAUUUUCAGUGAAGAGGGAUCAAAGAAGGUUACGUGGACUCCAGUCAAUGGACCUACACGUGCUCUCUCUUGGUUUAAGACAAGAUUUGCCACCCCAGAGGGAAGAGGUCCAGUUGCCAUUAGAAUGACUGGUAUGGGUAAGGGAAUUGUUUAUGUCAACGGUCAAAGCAUCGGUCGUCACUGGAUGACAUUCCUCUCUCCUCUUGGUCACCCCACUCAAUCAGAGUACCACAUCCCAAGAUCAUACCUGAACCAAAAAGACAACUUGCUUGUCAUAUUGGAAGAGGAGAAGGCAAGUCCAGAAAAGAUUGAGAUAUUGAAUGUUGACAGAGAUACAAUCUGCAGCAACAUUUUAGAGAGCGAUCCUGCAAAUGUUAAUUCAUGGGUAUCUAGACACGGUCAGUUCCAUGCUGUUAUCAAGAAUGUUACACCACAAGCUUCACUCAAAUGUCCCAGUGGCAAAAGGAUUGUAGCUAUUGAGUUUGCCAGCUUUGGUAACCCUUCUGGUUUAUGUGGAAACUUUACUUUUGGCAACUGUAAUGCAGCUGCUACCAAGCGCGUCGUUGAGAAGGAAUGCUUGGGGAAAGAAGAAUGCUUGGUUGCAGUGAACCGUGCAAGCUUCAACAGAAAGAAGGGGGAUGCUUGCCCAGAUUUGGUGAAGAGACUUGCUAUCCAAGCCAAGUGUUCCUACUAGAUUUUGGGUGGUUUGAUUUGGACAACAAUAGAGUCCAGAAGCUCAAAAUGUCUUUGGGUUUUUGCAGAAAAUCAUACCUUGAAUUAAUUGGCCUGCAUUUCACAACAUUUUGUUUCUUCUGUUUAUAUUAAAUUAAAUAUAUAUAUCAAAAGUUUACAAUUAUCCAGUUUUGUUUUGUAUGAUCUUGACGCACAUCAAUAUCUUCCAAUUUUGUCGCUUAUAUGGUAUCCUAAUAUAAAAUAUCUCUCAGUUCUUACUA